Molecule: messenger RNA, 2311 nt
Organism: Puccinia graminis f. sp. tritici CRL 75-36-700-3
Lineage: Eukaryota; Fungi; Basidiomycota; Pucciniomycetes; Pucciniales; Pucciniaceae
Product: protein phosphatase 2 (formerly 2A), regulatory subunit A
Exons: 9
Coding region: 1-2049 (682 amino acids)
Biological process (GO): protein dephosphorylation
Cellular component (GO): cytoplasm; protein phosphatase type 2A complex
Molecular function (GO): protein phosphatase regulator activity
Source: RefSeq, a predicted model, not a curated record
AUGUCUGUUCUGCACAAUGUCGCUCGGUUUGAUCGAGGUGAGGAUGAUUACGUCAGCACUGAGUUCGACCUCUCAGCCUCUGCCUGCGCCCGCUCAACCUCUCCAGCAUUCAGCCAGUGCAGCCUGUUGACCAUCAACCUACCAAUUAAGAACCAACCACUGCAUACCAUCCCACAAACAAUGAUGGCUGAACCUCAACACAUCAACCCACCUCAAUUCGACCCUGCACUCGUCCAUCACUCUGGUCUCACCGGAAUGCAUCCACUCGCAGUCUUGAUCGACGAACUCAAAUCCGAUGACGUCUCGGCCCGUCUCACCUCAAUCCAUCGAUUAACCACCAUCGCACUCGCACUGGGCCCUCAAAGGACACGUGAUGAGCUCAUCCCUUUCAUCACCGAGGGCAUGGACGAUGAAGAUGAGGUCCUCCUCGCAUUGGCAGGCGAACUGAAUGCCGCUUUUGUCGAGUUCCUCGGCGGCCCCGAACAUGCGCAUCUUCUGCUCGUCCCACUCGAAAACUUGGGAACAGUCGAGGAAACUCUGAUUCGCGACAAGGCUGCCGAAUCUCUCACCCAAAUCGCAGCACUUCUUUCACCUCAGCAGCUUGAGGAAUACUACGUACCUGCCAUGAAACGACUCAGCGUUGCCGAGUGGUUCACCAGUCGAGCGACCUCUACUUCUCUGUAUGCUGCAGCAUAUGCUAAGGUAUCUGAUACCACCAAGGAUGAAAUGAGGAGAAUGUACUCUGCUCUAUGUGCCGAUGAGACACCCAUGGUCCGAAGGGCAGCUGCCAAGGAACUGGGGCCAUUUGCCAAAGUCUUGGCCCAGAAUCACUUGGUCGCCGAUGCGAUCCCAGUCUUCCGCAAGCUAGCCGCAGAUGAUCAAGAUUCAGUGCGUCUACUGACGGUCGAUGCGCUGAUUGCCAUCGCCUCCUCCUUGCCGGAUAAAGCCGUAUGCAAGCAACAACUAGGCUCGACGAUGAAAGCCAUGGUUAGCGACAAGAGCUGGAGAGUCAGAUACAUGAUCGCCGACCACUUCGUCCAGUUGGCCGAAAGCGCCGGUGAGGAUGUCGUACGGGAGGAACUCGUCGGGGCUUACGUUCACUUAUUGAAAGAUAAUGAGGCCGAAGUUCGAACCGCAGCUGCCGGUCAAAUUCCAGGUUUCUGUAAACUGAUCGACAGAGAGGUCAUCCUGUCACGAGUCUUGAUAUGUGUCAGAGAAUUAGCAUCAGAUACUUCGCAGUACGUCCGAGCCGCGCUCGGAACUCAGGUCGCUGGAUUGGCGCCUCUUCUGGGUAAAGAGGCGACUAUCGAACACCUUCUAUCCCUGUUUCUACAGUUACUCAAAGAUGAAUUUGCCGAUGUCAGAUUGAACAUCAUUUCAAAGUUGGAGCAAGUCAAUGAAGUCAUUGGGAUCGAGUUACUAUCACAAGCCUUAUUGCCGGCCAUCAUGGAAUUAUCGGAGGACAAGCAGUGGCGAGUUCGUCAAGCGAUCAUCGAGUACAUUCCACUCCUAGCCACCCAACUCGGGGUCUCGUUCUUUGAUGACCAACUGGCGGGGCUAUGUAUGGCAUGGUUGAACGACGCAGUCUAUAGUAUCCGUGAGAGUGCGACGAUCAACCUCAGGAAAUUGACGGAAGUGUUUGGAGUCGAAUGGGCUAAAGCUACGAUCUUACCCAAGGUCUUGGCGAUGGCUAAGGAUGCUAACUACCUUCAUCGAAUGACUACUAUCUUCGCCAUUCGAACGAUGGCGCCAGCAUUAGAUGUUGAAGUGAUCAAAGGCCCGGUAUUGGAUUCGGUGAUCAGUCUAGUUAGCGAUCCGAUCCCAAACAUCCGUUUCAACACGGCCAAGGCAUUCCAGACGCUAGCGAUCACCGUCGCCGGCCAGCCCGGUGGUAAGGAAGUGGCACGGGAUAAGAUCCUGCCCAACUUGGCCAAAUUGCGCGACGACCCUGAUGCGGAUGUGAAGUUCUUCACCGAGGAGGCUCUUGCUGAUGCCGCCGCUGUCGCCUCUGGUGAACAGGCAGGCGCUAGAGAUACUCAAAUGAAAUAAACAUCUAUCAGAUCUAGAUCUCUCUUGCUCUCUUUGCUCUCUUUCUGCAUCCUUAUCUAUUCCUCCUCCUCCUUUCCCCCUCUUUGCCAUUCUCUUAUUAUAUACUUGAUCCAUUUUUUUUUUCUGAUUGUUGUUGUCCUAAUUAAUCUCGACUUACUUGCCUUUUGUUUUGAUUGUUUGGCCUUUUCAUUUCUUUUGCUUUUUCCUUAUGAAAAAGACAACAACAACAACAACAACAACAACAAAAUUCACUCCAUUCCAA